UCCACUUAUACAAGUCUUUGUGGCUCAAUUUUUCUUUGAAGUUUAUGAAAUUCUCACAAAGAAUACAAGAUAGAAGAUUACCUAAUAAUAGGAAGUCCAACACAAGAAACCUCUGGUAAACUAUAAAUGUCGAUACAAUGGACAUUCAUAGCCGGCUAUCUCUAUUUCGAGAUAGCCGUGGUGAUCAUUAUGAUACUUCCCAUAUUCAGCCCUCGAAGAUGGAACCGGUUCUUCAAAUCACGUCUCUUUUCAAUGUUCCAACAGCACGCUGCCGUAUACUUCUAUGUUCUUCUCGGAGUUUUGAGCUUAUUCCUCAUGGACGCAGUCAGAGAAAUGAGGAAGUAUUCACACUCUUCUGACUCAACUCAUCUGCACCUUUCCGCCGAAAUGAAAGGGAAUGUCAAACUUUUCCGUGCCCAGAGAAACUUUUACAUCACAGGUUUUGCAAUCUUCCUUGCAUUUGUUAUUAGGAGACUAGUAUCAAUGAUUAUUAUUCAAGAUGAACUUAUGCAGAAGGCUGACAGUAUUAUAAAAGAGGCAGAGUCCACUGUAAAGCUAGCUAAGUCCACUGUUUUAGCUAACACUUUGCAGUCAGAAGAAAACAAACACAUGGAAGAAAUUAGAAACCAAUUGGAGACCACUGAAGAGCUAUUGAGAAUGGAGAAAUUAAGAGGUAAAGAAUUAGAAGAAGAAGCCUCAAAAUGGAAGUUGAAAUAUGAGGAGAUUGUUGCUCAAACUGGUAAAGGAGAUAACUGAAUUGUAGAUCCUGCAUGAUCAAUAUAUAUUGGUCUAAAAAUGGUGCUUUAUUGUAUAUUUUAAUAAUUUUGAAAUAUUAAAAAAUGUAUUAAAAAUAUAUUUAAGGCUUACGUAAUAAAUAUAACUGAUUGAAAUAAAUAAAAAUGUUAAUUAUGAGUAUUUCAAUGAACAAAUCGUUGAGGAUAGUGCAAUCUAAAAAAAGUGCUAGUUAUGCGUAAACUAGCAUUGGAUUAUGAGUUUCCAUUUGGGUAAUUAAGUGACCGAAUCAAACCUGCAUAAAUGUUGUGGCAACCAAAUUAGUCUGAUUUAUGGGAAUCUAUUGUUACCAGUCCAUAGACAACUUAAUGCUUAUUGUGCAAAAAUGUAAGUUGUAGCCAUUGAAACACUAAUAAUGUUAAAUCUCCCUACUGUAAAAUUGUAUUUAUUUUUUACAUUUAAUACAUGCAUGCGCCUGCUAUUUAAUACAUGCUGCUUACUAAUACUAGAGUAUGCGGAUUAGCACUAUUCCUGACAAAAUGUAAUUUCUUUUUUCUUCAUUCAUUUAUAUUUAUUUUAAAAACUUUUCAUAAAUAUAGUAACAUUUUUGCAGUAUUCUGUUUCUGUAAUAUUUUAUUGUGUAUAAUUUUAUUUCAUCUAUACAUUGUAUUAUUAUUUCUGGUUGAAGGUAACUAUAAAAAGAAAACUCAAAAAUUUUGUCAAUUUAAAUAAAUAUCUUAGAA
This is a messenger RNA of Hyposmocoma kahamanoa, 1475 nucleotides long. RefSeq names its product B-cell receptor-associated protein 31-like. The coding region runs from base 127 to 756 and encodes 209 amino acids. The transcript has a single exon. Lineage: Eukaryota; Metazoa; Arthropoda; Insecta; Lepidoptera; Cosmopterigidae. Gene Ontology annotation, biological process: endoplasmic reticulum to Golgi vesicle-mediated transport; intracellular protein transport. The record is from RefSeq and is a predicted model, not a curated record. Gene Ontology annotation, cellular component: endoplasmic reticulum; endoplasmic reticulum membrane.